Cuscuta epithymum is the source of this 2579-nucleotide messenger RNA. Lineage: Eukaryota; Viridiplantae; Streptophyta; Magnoliopsida; Solanales; Convolvulaceae. The record is from the annotation of a GenBank genome assembly.
GCUGACGUUACCCGCUCUCACCUUUUUGUUUAAACCUUCAACCCAUUUCUUCCAGGUCUACGGUAUCACAGCCACAGGUUCGGCAUGGCUUCUCCGAUGCAAGCAGUUCAGCCGGGGCGGGUCCGGGUUCUGAAGCACGCGGCUGGACCGCCUCCGGCAGUAGCCGGUCCGGUGGUGUACUGGAUGUUCAGGGAUCAACGGGCGAGAGACAACUGGGCAUUAAUCCACGCCGUUGAUCAGGCUAACAGGGCCAAUGUCCCUGUAGUGGUUGCGUUCAAUCUGUUCGAUCAGUUUUUAGGCGCCAAAGCGCGGCAGUUAGGGUUUAUGCUCCGAGGCCUCGAGAAGCUCGCUCACGAUCUCCAAUCGACUCUGGAUAUCCCUUUUUAUCUAUUCCAGGGAGAGGCUAUAAUCACAAUUCCUGACUUCAUGAGAAAAUGCGGCGCAUCUCUUUUGGUAACAGACUUCUCACCAUUAAGAGAAGUAAGGAGCUGGAAAGAUAGGAUCUGUGAGGCGGUAGAUGGUUCUGUGACGAUUCAUGAGGUUGAUGCGCACAAUGUGGUGCCCCUUUGGGUGGCAUCUGGCAAAUUGGAGUACGGAGCUAGGACUUUGAGAUCCAAAAUAAACAAGCUUCUCCCAGAAUAUCUCGUUGAAUUCCCUACUAUAGGACCUCCAAUGAACAACAAAAGAUGGGCCCUUCCAAUCCAUUCGAUAAAUUGGGAACAGCUUAUUGCAGAUGUAGUCAGGAAAGGAGCAGAAGUUCCUGAACUUGAAUGGUGUGUACCAGGUGAACAAGCUGCAAUGGACGUACUGAUGGGAAGUAAACAUGGGUUUCUAACAAACCGAUUGAGGAAUUAUUCCACUGAUCGGAAUAACCCGUUAAAACCAAAGGCACUCUCUGGUCUAUCCCCUUAUUUACAUUUUGGACAGAUAUCAGCACAAAGAUGUUCACUAGAGGCACGCAAAUUUCAGAAAAGUUGUUCCAAGGCAGUUGAUACUUUUCUAGAGGAAUUGAUCGUGCGAAGAGAACUUGCUGAUAACUUCUGCUAUUAUCAGCCUCAAUACGACUCAUUACUUGGAGCUUGGGAUUGGGCACGUAAAACCUUGAUGGAACAUGCAACUGAUAAGCGUGAACAUAUUUACACUCGAGAGCAGUUGGAGAAGGCACAGACUGCAGACCCACUUUGGAAUGCUUCUCAGUUAGAGAUGGUUCACUAUGGAAAGAUGCACGGCUUUAUGAGGAUGUAUUGGGCUAAAAAGAUCCUUGAGUGGACAAGUGGGCCAGAAGAAGCUCUAACAAUAGCAAUAUAUUUGAAUGACAAGUAUGAAAUUGAUGGAAGGGAUCCAAGUGGCUAUGUCGGUUGCAUGUGGUCAAUUUGUGGCGUACAUGACCAGGGUUGGCGAGAGCGGCCAGUUUUUGGGAAAAUUCGGUACAUGAAUUUUGCAGGCUGCAAAAGGAAAUUCGAUGUGGAUGGGUACAUCGGAUACAUCAAGAGGUUAGUAGCCGAGAAAAAGAAAAGAAAAGUGGAAUCGUUGCUGAAUGACAAGAUCAACGAACUCCAUGGCUAGCUUUUUUAGUGAUUUUUAUCUGAAAUAGCUAUAAUAUUAAUGCUGUACUAACAUCAAGGACAAGUAGUGUAUAGAGUGUUGAAAGACAUCAAUAUUUGCUAUCCACAAUCAAAUGUUAUCUUCCUAGUUCGACAAAACUUCUCAUGGACUUCCAAUUUCUGCAUAAAUGGAAGCAAAUUUAUAUUCAUACGACUCGAGAGUUUCAAACAAACAUUUGUCUAUGAUAAGAGGUAAAAUUAAAUGGCUAACACCAUUCACUUAAAAGACCUAAUGGGUGAGAUCUUGAGUUGGAAUAGGGUAAUUCUAAACACACCCCGUUUUUUAUCUAAUCACAGCCCAAAUUAAUUAAUUUUCCAAACUUACCCUUAGGCUUGGUGGCUGUCUAAAUUCUCAAGAGUAAUACGGAGUACUUCCAUCAUCUCCUAAGUUGCUUCCAUUAGUUCCAUAUCCCCUUCCUUUAUUAUCCGCACACAGCUCCAGCUCGCCCGACAAGGUUGCUAACAUAAUCGUACAACUAUUUCUCUUAGUUUUAUGAAUUGAAAUUUGACUUCCAAUUCAAGAGGAAAUAAGAGCUAAUUUAAGUAAUAUACAUCCAAGGCAUCCAAGGCGGUAAUCAAAAUCUUUCCGAUGGAGAUCUGGCUCCAAUGUGUAGAUGAAAAAAAUUCCCAUCUCACUUCUAUAGAUCAUCAUGAUUUUCCUCCACCCUAUUGAUUACUUCCCAUGCUUGUCAUCAUCUUCUUCCUCCAUACAUUCUCCAUCCCUGCCGCCGGACACCCAAAACUGGCUUCUUCCUCCACCGCAUCCUCUUCCUCCACAGCUUCCCGGGCUCUCUUAAAAUCUGACCCUGAUGAAGAUGCCGCCAUGAAAUUUCACCUAGCCAUGGCGGCAGCGAUGCCAAGUUCGGGUUCCUUUGACGGCGUCGGCGGCGCUCCACCGCUCCCAGAAGACAUCUUCACGAUGAAUGCAUCAAUGUAAUUGGUAGUUUGGAGUAAAUGGACGACUUCAUAAAUGAA